This is a messenger RNA of Exophiala aquamarina CBS 119918, 219 nucleotides long. RefSeq lists its product as uncharacterized. The transcript has a single exon. The coding region runs from base 1 to 219 and encodes 72 amino acids. Lineage: Eukaryota; Fungi; Ascomycota; Eurotiomycetes; Chaetothyriales; Herpotrichiellaceae. The record is from RefSeq and is a predicted model, not a curated record.
AUGUGCAAAAGGGCUACCUGCAGUGUUUGCAGUAUGGCAUUCCACUAUCCUUGCCAUUUUAAUAGGAGAUCUGACCCUACGCAGAAAAACCCACCUGGUGGGGAUGCGGACAACAUAUUCCGGCGGUCAUGGAUGCGGUGCCCGAAGCUCAGCGCUGUAGUUGCGAGCCCAAGGUCGAAGUCGGGGCCAAUAGCUAUCCCCCCAAGGCAGAAAAGGUAG